Messenger RNA from Eucalyptus grandis, 2558 nucleotides. RefSeq names its product protein DETOXIFICATION 45, chloroplastic. Gene Ontology annotation, biological process: transmembrane transport. The coding region runs from base 455 to 2227 and encodes 590 amino acids. Gene Ontology annotation, cellular component: chloroplast; membrane. The record is from RefSeq and is a predicted model, not a curated record. The transcript has 14 exons. Lineage: Eukaryota; Viridiplantae; Streptophyta; Magnoliopsida; Myrtales; Myrtaceae. Gene Ontology annotation, molecular function: antiporter activity; xenobiotic transmembrane transporter activity.
CUGGCAACAUUCUUUUCUCCCUCUCCCUCUCCCUCUCUUCCCGAUAAAUAAAAGAAACAAACAAUAUUUCAAAAGCCAUGGCGGUGCUCACGGUUACGGCACUCUCCACGCGCGCUUCCUCCGCCGUUUCGCCGCUCUAGGAGACUUCGCCGCCGUGAGUUAUCUCUCUCUCUCCCUCCGUCCCCGUCCGGCCUCCUCACCGCCGCGAUGCUCUCGCGAGAUUGAGGCCGCCGCCGCCGCUUCUCCUUCUUCUCCUUCUUCUCCUUCGGUGUCGCCGGAGUCGUGCUCUGAUUGUCUCGUUUAGCGGUGGCAGAGUUGUUCAUGUCGCGCUCGGAGCGUUUUUCCUUUCCGGUUUUGGUUCCGUCCUGACGCGUUCGUUUUUUCUCAUUUUGCCUUGCGGUCGCGUGGUGGAAAUCGCCCUCCGUUCUUAUUGACGAUAGGGUGGUGCGGUGCGAUGUCGGCGGCGCGGCUCGCCGGAGCCGCUGCGGCUCCUAAUGGCAUGACGAGCAGGCCGAGCGAAUUGAGCGCGGCGGCGAUGAGGCGGAGGAGGAGAUUGCUCGCCCCUGUCCGCGCGAGCGGUGUUCGUAGUUUACCGGCUCUUGUCGAUAGAGAGAGGUUCCGCAGUUCCGGAUGCCGUCUGUCUGCGAAUCGCGGGCGGUUCUCGCCGCUUUCGGUCCGUUGUCAGUCGAGUUCGGAUUGCGACGUAGGCUCUACAGAUGUUGAUGAAUACGCGGGUUCUUCGUCCUUGAGGGAUGAGCUCUCUUCAAGAGAUGAUCCUUGUGCCGAGAAAACAGAGGAAGCCACUGAGUUGACAGCGAUUCCUCAAGGCCAAUCACGUAUCACUGAUGUGAAAAGAGAGAUCAUAGCACUCUCUCUGCCUGCAAUGGCAGGACAAGCUAUUGAGCCCUUAGCACAGCUGAUGGAGACAGCUUAUAUCGGUAGAUUGGGUGCUGUGGAGUUGGGCUCAGCUGGUGUUUCCAUAUCAAUAUUUAACAUCAUAUCAAAGCUUUUUAACAUUCCUCUGCUUAGUGUUGCUACUUCCUUUGUGGCUGAGGACUUAUCUAAAAGUGCAAUGGAGGGAAUUCUUAAAAGCAAUGGUAAUCACAUGGGCAAAGCAUUUAUAGUAGCUGAGAGGAAGCAAUUAUCAUCUGUGUCCACCGCUCUGCUAUUGGCAGUUGGGAUAGGCAUUUUUGAGGCCAUAGCUUUAUACUUUGGAUCUGGACAAUUUUUAAACAUGAUGGGCGUAUCAUCAGCAUCACCCAUGCACGGUCCAGCACAAUGUUUUCUUUCUCUAAGAGCACUUGGAGCCCCUGCAGUGGUAGUGUCCUUGGCACUUCAAGGAAUUUUUCGUGGGUUUAAGGACACAAAAACUCCUGUUUUAUGUCUAGGUAUCGGUAAUUUAGCAGCAAUUUUCUUGUUUCCUGUACUUAUGUAUGGCUUUCGACUGGGUGUUGUUGGGGCAGUCCUUUCUACUGUUUCAUCACAGUACCUUGUCGCCUUACUAAUGAUUUGGUAUCUUAAUAAAAGAGUUAUUUUAUUGCCUCCAAAGAUGGGAGCACUGCAGUUUGGGGGAUAUAUAAAAUCUGGUGGGUUUCUUCUUGGAAGAACUCUUGCCGUUCUUACAACCAUGACUGUGGGAACAUCUAUGGCUGCUCGUCAAGGUCCAUUAGCAAUGGCUGCUCAUCAGAUAUGCAUGCAAGUUUGGUUGGCUGUCUCUCUUUUGACAGAUGCACUGGCUGCAUCUGCCCAGGCCCUGAUUGCUGGUGCAUUAUCUAAAUCUGACUACAGAACUGUAAGAGAGGUGACAGACUUCGUAUUAAAGAUAGGAUUAUUGAUGGGAAUCUCCCUAGCUGCAAUUCUCCUAAUAUCUUUUGGCUCUUUAGCAAAUUUGUUUACCAAUGAUGCUGAGGUGUUACUUAUUGCUAAAACUGGCGUACUGUUCGUGAGUGCUAGCCAACCAUUGAGCGCUCUGGCUUACAUUUUUGAUGGCCUCCACUAUGGUGUUUCUGACUUCCCAUAUGCAGCUCGUUCCAUGAUAUUGGUGGGGACAAUAUCUUCGGCAUUUUUGCUGUUUGCUCCUAGGAUGAUUGGUCUCCCUGGAGUUUGGUUGGGCUUGUCUCUCUUUAUGGGCUUGCGUACAGCAGCAGGCUAUUUCAGAUUAUCAGCAAAGACUGGUCCAUGGUGGUUCAUGCACAGAGAGAUGCAGAAAUUUGAUCUCGCUGGUUGAAAUGGGGAUAUUCUUCAGUUACGAGGUGCUUUGUGCUAUUGAUAUUCUGAUCCAGGAUUAGGCGUCGUGCUAUUGAUAUUCCAACCCAGCAUAUGCAUAGGACGCAGAUAAUUUUUGGUUAUCCAGCACAUUCUUUUUAGUGUCUUACAAAGUAGAGCUUUCCUAUUUUGGCGUGAAGGCGUGCUCCCAUGCCUGUGCCAACUUUUGAGUCUCUAUUAGGAAAAAAAGAUGAAAUCGAGCAACUAUUUCUUCAUUACCUUGUUCUGUUUCUGUCAUUUCUUGUAUAUUCAGAAACGUUUGCUCUAAAUCUCUCACUCUCACUCUCUCUCUC